ACUGUAAAUAAAAACCACCGUUUAGAGUUUAUUUUUUAAUUAUUUGUGUUGACAACUACCCACUAUGGAAUCCGGUGAAUCUGAUAUUGAGCUACAAUCAGCUUUACCCAAAGUUUCAAAUAAGAAAAUGCCAAAAAGCCCAUCCGUAGAUUUAUUAACGAAAAAACAAGAUAAAAAAUCAACCAAAGAAAUGAUCAACCAAGCUUUAAUUGAUCUGAAGACACGAAAAGGCGUUUCGUUAUACGCAAUAAAGAAAUACAUCACGGAAAAAUACAGCGUCGACACGGAGAGACUGAAUUACCACAUCAAAAAAUACAUAAAAUCGGCAGUUGAACAGGGAUCCAUCGUGCAAUUGAAAGGUAUUGGAGCUUCCGGGUCUUUCAAACUGGUUCCCGUAAAAGAAAAGAAAGUUAAGCCAAAGAAAGUACCGAAAGAAAAGGCAGAAAAACAGAAGAAUGCCGAGAAAAAACCAAAGAAACUUAAAGAAAAAACGGUCUCUAAAGAAAAGACAACAAAGCCUAAAUCUAAAGUUAAAGAGGAUGAAAAUGUGGAGAAAGUUGAGAAACCUAAAAAAAAGGUUGUAAAAGAUAAAGAACCAAAGGAAAAGAAGACUAGCGAGGCAAAGGCAAAGAAAGUCAAGAUGGCGAAAGCAAUGCAAACUCCCUCCAAAAAGAAAGUGGCCAUGAUGAAAAGAAAAAGUAUAGGAUCGAUCAUUAAACCGCCAAAAAUGAAACCAAGUAAAGCGAAACCUCAAAAAUAAGUUAAAAAGGUAUAUAAUGCUUAAUUUUUUAAUUUUAAUAUUA
Trichoplusia ni (cabbage looper) is the source of this 803-nucleotide messenger RNA. Its product is annotated as histone H1.1, embryonic-like. Gene Ontology annotation, biological process: nucleosome assembly. The transcript has a single exon. Gene Ontology annotation, cellular component: nucleosome. Bases 65 to 760 code for a protein of 231 amino acids. The record is from RefSeq and is a predicted model, not a curated record. Lineage: Eukaryota; Metazoa; Arthropoda; Insecta; Lepidoptera; Noctuidae. Gene Ontology annotation, molecular function: DNA binding; structural constituent of chromatin.